AUGAAUUAAUCUUCAUUAAUAGUAGAAGAUAAUAAAUAUCAAUCUAUCUAAAUAGAAGAAGAAAGAAUGUUGACAGCUAAAGCAGGUGAUAUAAAAAAGACAUUCAUUUAUAAAUAUUCUUAAAAGAAUGAUCAUUAAGAAGAGCUGGAAGAUGUAAACUAAUUAUUUGAUGAAAGGCAAUUGAAUAUAUUAAAUGAUUUAGCAAAUGAUAAUGGGUAGGACUCAGAUUUAGCUUAAAUUACAAUUCAUGGUUAAAAAACAAAUUAAAGAAUUUAGACAGUAAUGGAACAGGGUUUUAAAAGACAUUCAGUAUUAGUUGUGAAAAAACCUGUUAAGAUCUAUAGAUUUUAAAUUGAGGUUUUUAAGCCUGAAGAUAGAUUCAGAAUUCUGUGGGAUUUAUUUACUAUGAUAGUUAUAUUUCUUGCAAUUUUAAUAUUACCUUUGGAUAUUAGUUUUACAAUAGAAUCUGAUUUCUUUGAGAAUUUUAAUUUUGCAUCAAUUGCAAUAUUUAGUUUAGAUAUUUUAAUAAAUUUUAAUACUUCAUAUCAACACAAAGGAUAGUACAUUUAUGAUAGAAAAUUAAUAGCUAAAAAAUACUUAAUGGCUUGGUUUUGGAUUGAUCUUGGUAUAAAUAAUUGAUAAGAUUAAUAGUUUCAACUGUUCCUUUUGAUUUGAUUAUAAAUAGUUCUACAUAGGAAAUUUUAAAUUCAGAUGAAAUUGAUGAAAGUCAAAUACAAGAUGCAAGAAAUAAAUAAUAAUAACAAUAAUAAAUAGCAAAUACUUUAAAAUUAUUAAGAAUAUUUAAAUUCUUUCGUUUUAUAAAAGUUAUAAGACUCUUAAGAGUAUUGAAACUUAAGAAAAUAUUUUUAAAAUUAGAAGAUUAUGUAGAUUUAUCAAAUUCAAUGAUAUCAUUGUAUAAAGUAAUAAAAUUGACAUUUAUAAUGCUUUUUGUUGCACAUUGGUUAGCUUGUAUUUGGCAUUUUAUAGCCGAUUAAGAAAAUUUUUAUGGAAAUAAUAGUUGGUUAAAAGCUUAAGAAAUAUAAGAUAAUGAUUGGUAUGUAAAAUAUAUUGCAUCUGUUUAUUGGGCAACUGCAACAAUGACAACUGUAGGAUAUGGUGAUAUAACACCAGUAACAUCAAUAGAAAAAAUAUUUGGAAUAGUUGUAAUGUUGUUAGCUUGUUGUAUAUUUGCAUACAUAAUGAAUAGUAUAGGUGGAAUAUUUGUUUCAAUGGAUUAUAAUGAAAAAAUAAUAAGAUAAAAAAUGGGUUAAGCUAAUUAAUUUUUAAAAUCAAAUGAUAUACCAAAAGAUUUAUAAGCAAGAGUAAGAAAAUAUUUAGAAUAUAAAUAUGAAAAAGAGUCUACUUAAGUAAAUGAAAAAGAAGCUUUAGAAGUAUUAUCUUAAUCUUUAAGAGUUGAAGUCUUAGCUGCAGUAAAUACAGAUUUGAUAAAUAAUUCUAAAGUAUUUAAAUAGAAUAAAUUUGAAAAAGAUUUAUUACUUUAACUACCCUUUGAAUUAGAAGAAUAAAUAUUUGGACCUGAAGAAUGUAUUUUUAUGGAGGGAGAUGAUCCUUUAGAAUAAGAAAAUGGUUAAAACAUAGAAGAAAGAUGUUUAUAUUUUUUAAAUUAAGGAAAAGUAAUGUUAUGUAUAUAAAAAACGUUUACUUGGAUUAAGAAUUUAGAAAAAGGUUCAACAUUUGGAGAAUUAAGUUUUUUUAGUGAUAAAUCUAGAAGUGCUUCUGUUUAUACAUUAGAUUUUGUAUAUGUUUAAAAAUUAAAAAAAAAGAAAUUUAUAGAUCUAUUAAAGAAAAAUCAAACAUAAAAUUAAUACUUUUAAAUGAAUAAACAUAUUAUUGAACUUAAUGAGGAUCUUACUCCUCUUGAUUUACCUUGUUUUGGAUGUUAAAAAGUUGAUCAUUUUGUUUAUAAAUGUCCAAAGUUGCAUUUUGUAAUUAAUAAUGAUAGAAAAUAAGAGUUAAUAUAAGAAUUUAUUUAAGAAUAGAAAAAGGAUAAUAAAAAUUACAAAAGACUUGAUAAAAUUAGAUAUAACUCAAGAGGUUGUCUUUAACUUACAAAUGAAGUUGCAAAUGAAAUAAAGCUGGUUUUUAAUGCAUAAGAAAUUCAAAAUGAUGAUAAAUUAACUUAAUUAUAACAGUAUCAUAUAAAUAAUAAUAAAAUAGACAUAUUGAAGAAGAACCAGCAUUAGAAUGUUUUGAAGAAAUUGAAGAGUUUAAAAUAAUGAAACAUUAACAGGAAGAUGAAUUUGAAAGAAUGUGUAUUAUGCAAGCUUUUUUCACAUAAUUUAAUAUAGAUUAGAUUCUUAAAAUUUAUAAUGAUAGAGUAGAUUAUAUUUUAAAUCAAUGUCUAUAAGAAUAAAGUAGAAGCAUGAGAUUCAAAUUUAAAUUAAAUAAAUCAAAUAAAAAUAAGUAAAGGAUUCGCUCCAUGUCAGCUGAAAGAGCUGUUUACUUUGAAAAACUUAUAGAAAAAUAUGGAGGACCUUCUUUAUUUUUAGAAAAGUUACAUUAGGAAGAAUGA
This is a messenger RNA of Paramecium sonneborni, 2533 nucleotides long. Lineage: Eukaryota; Ciliophora; Oligohymenophorea; Peniculida; Parameciidae. The record is from the annotation of a GenBank genome assembly.